Molecule: messenger RNA, 2000 nt
Organism: Mizuhopecten yessoensis (Yesso scallop)
Lineage: Eukaryota; Metazoa; Mollusca; Bivalvia; Pectinida; Pectinidae
Product: sodium-dependent proline transporter-like
Exons: 15
Coding region: 57-2000 (647 amino acids)
Biological process (GO): sodium ion transmembrane transport
Cellular component (GO): membrane
Molecular function (GO): L-proline transmembrane transporter activity
Source: RefSeq, a predicted model, not a curated record
UUAACCACGACAGACCAGAGGGAGGAUCUGUUGUAGAAUAUACCUACAAUACCACUAUGACGAGCCAGACACCCGAACGCGGACAAUGGACAGGAAAGCUGGACUUCAUCCUGUCCUGUAUAGGUUUCUCAGUUGGCCUUGGAAACAUAUGGAGGUUUCCCUACCUCUGUUACAGAAACGGAGGGGGAGCGUUCAUUAUUCCGUACGUCAUUAUGUUGGUGAUCGCCGGCGUCCCCCUGUACUUCCUGGAGCUCAGUCUGGGCCAGUUUGCCAGCCAGGGACCCGUCACCGUGUGGGGUCUAAGUCCUAUCUUCUAUGGUAUCGGCUGGGCCAUGAUCAUGAUUAGUGCCAUGGUGUGUACGUACUACAACGUCAUCAUCAUGUACUCCGUCUACUACAUGUUUGUCUCCUUCGUGAACCUCGACGACGAGUUACCAUGGCAACGAUGUGGAAAAUCGUGGAACACCGAGAAAUGCCGUGACGAGCCCUACCCAAUGAUGGAAAACAUGAACGAAACUAGCAAGAUUGGUGCCAUGCUAGGUCUGAAGGAGCAGACAUGUAUAACCAACUUACUGACAAAGAUCGGCGACAUGUACAACCAGACUUACACUGCCAUUGCCGACCUUAACUCGACCCAUUUAUCCGAACACACGACUGACUGUGACAUCAAGUUUGCGACACCCAGCGCCGAGUACUGGAACCGAUAUGUAUUACGAGUACACGAGGCGGACGGUAUGGAGGAUAUUGGCGGUGUCAGUCUAAAGAACGUCCUCUGUCUCCUUCUCUGUUGGAUAUUUAUCUACUUCUGUCUGAUGAAAGGCGUCAAAUCCUCGGGAAAGGUGGUGUACUUCACGGCUCUGUUUCCAUACGUUGUGUUGAUCGUACUUCUCAUCCGGGGACUUACCCUGCCAGGAUAUGAAAAGGGUAUCGACUUCUACAUCGUACCUAAAUGGGAAAAACUCUUGGAUCCAAAGGUGUGGGGAGAUGCCGCGACACAGAUAUUCUACUCCUUGGGUGCAGCUUUCGGCGGAAUCCUAACCAUGUCAAGCUACAACAAAUUCAAAAACCACACUCUCAGGGAUGCCUUGAUCAUUUGCUUCGUGAACUGCUCGACUAGUAUUUUUGGCGGGUUUGCUAUCUUCGCUCUCCUUGGUUACAUGUCCCACGUGACCAACGUACCCGUGGAGAAUGUGGCGGACAGCGGACCUGGGCUGGCCUUUAUCGCUUACCCUGAGGGUAUCGCCAAACUACCAUCUCCUCCAAUAUUCGCCUUCCUCUUUUUCUUCAUGAUCUUUACACUUGGGUGUGACAGCCAGUUUGCUAUGAUGGAAACCGUCAUAAGCGGGUUCUCGGAUGUGUUCCCUAACCAACUCCGGAAGAGGAAGGCUCUCUUUACGUUCUUCUGCUGUAUGGUUGGAUUUGUCCUUGGAAUUCCACAAACUACGAAGGGCGGGAUAUACAUCCUGACGUUGGUGGACUGGUAUUCCGGAAGUUACAACCUCAUGAUAAUCAGCUUCUUUGAGAUUGUGGCGGUGUGUUAUGUUUAUGGAAUAAACAACUUCCGGCGCGACAUCGAGAUGAUGAUCGGUAAACAGAGUAUUAUAGUCUGGGCUUACUUCUACGCCACCUGGUGUUUCAUUACACCCGCCGCCAUCAUGUUCAUUGUAAUAAUGAUGGCCAUAAACUACUCACCCGCCUACCUAGGAGAUUACAACUUCCCUGGCUUCGCCGAGGCUAUGGGCUGGCUCAUGGUUGUUACGCCCCUUCUGCUGGUAGUAGUGGGAGCAGUGGUCCAGUCUAUCAGGAUGGGCGGGGUAGUAAAAGCCCUGAAGCCCAGAGCAGACUGGGGUCCAGCUCUGGACGAGAACCGGCUACCCCCAAGGUACGCACCUAUAAACACCGGAGGGUUCGAUGACAUUGGUUACAACCCCAAAAAAGGACAGGUGUUCGUCGUCAACAAGGGACAGGACAAUAACGGCUACAAGGGGGAGAAAAUGUAA